Herpailurus yagouaroundi (jaguarundi) is the source of this 2331-nucleotide messenger RNA. RefSeq names its product G protein subunit alpha 14 (gene GNA14). The record is from RefSeq and is a predicted model, not a curated record. The transcript has 7 exons. NCBI's taxonomy places the organism in Eukaryota, Metazoa, Chordata, Mammalia, Carnivora, Felidae. Bases 406 to 1473 code for a protein of 355 amino acids. Gene Ontology annotation, cellular component: cytoplasm; heterotrimeric G-protein complex. Gene Ontology annotation, molecular function: guanyl nucleotide binding; G-protein beta/gamma-subunit complex binding; GTPase activity. Gene Ontology annotation, biological process: adenylate cyclase-modulating G protein-coupled receptor signaling pathway; phospholipase C-activating dopamine receptor signaling pathway.
CCCCCCCCCGGGCACCGGCGCCCCAACUUUUCCCGCGCUGUCUGCGCCCCCGGACCUGGUGUCCGCCUCCUGGUCUAAGGGGCGCGCGCAUCUUCCGGGUGCGGGCCGCACGCCCAUCCUCUCCGCGAGCCCUCCUCCUCCCCCGGGACGAGUGUGGGGCUGGUGCGCCCGGAGCUGCGGGGAUCCCCUCAAGUUCCUGGCGCUCCGAAUUCGCCCCCGCCUCGGCAUCGACCCUCGAGGAGCGGAGUGAGCCUCCGAAGGCCAGGCCUCGUACUCCCCUAAGUCAAAGAGGUCUCGUCCUUUUCUCUCCGAACCCGGGUGCCUGUCGCGGCUCGGCCGGGCGAGCGGCCGGCGGAGAAUCGGGGCUCUCGGGACCGCGUCGCGCCGUCGGGUGCAGCGCGCGCCAUGGCCGGCUGCUGCUGCCUGUCCGCGGAGGAGAAGGAGUCGCAGCGCAUCAGCGCCGAAAUCGAGCGGCAGCUUCGCCGGGACAAGAAGGACGCGCGCCGCGAGUUCAAGCUGCUGCUGUUGGGAACUGGUGAAAGUGGCAAAAGCACCUUUAUCAAGCAAAUGAGAAUCAUCCAUGGGUCUGGCUACAGCGAUGAAGACAGGAAGGGGUUCACGAAGUUAGUUUACCAAAACAUAUUCACCGCCAUGCAAUCCAUGAUCAGAGCCAUGGACACCCUGAGGAUACAGUACGUGUGUGAGCAGAAUAAGGAAAAUGCCCAGCUCAUCCGAGAAGUGGAAGUGGACAAGGUCUGUGCGCUCUCCAGGGACCAGGUGGAGGCCAUCAAGCAGCUGUGGCAGGACCCGGGAAUCCAGGAGUGUUACGACAGGAGGAGGGAGUAUCAGCUCUCGGACUCUGCCAGAUAUUACCUGACCGACAUUGACCGGAUCGCAAUGCCGUCCUUCGUGCCAACCCAGCAGGACGUGCUUCGUGUUCGCGUGCCCACAACCGGCAUCAUCGAGUAUCCGUUUGACUUGGAGAACAUCAUCUUUCGGAUGGUAGACGUUGGUGGCCAGCGAUCUGAGAGACGGAAAUGGAUUCAUUGCUUUGAGAGCGUCACCUCCAUUAUCUUUUUGGUUGCUCUGAGUGAAUACGACCAGGUCCUGGCCGAGUGUGACAACGAGAACCGCAUGGAAGAGAGCAAAGCCUUAUUUAAAACCAUUAUUACCUACCCCUGGUUUCUGAACUCAUCCGUGAUUUUGUUCUUAAAUAAGAAGGAUCUUUUGGAAGAGAAAAUCAUGUACUCUCAUCUAAUUAGCUACUUCCCAGAAUACACAGGACCAAAGCAGGAUGUCAAAGCUGCCAGAGACUUUAUCCUGAAGCUUUACCAAGAUCAGAAUCCUGACAAAGAGAAAGUCAUCUAUUCUCACUUCACGUGUGCUACAGACACGGAGAAUAUCCGCUUUGUGUUCGCUGCCGUGAAAGACACGAUUCUCCAGCUCAACCUGAGGGAGUUCAACCUGGUUUGAAAGCUGCUGUGCACUUCUCACCCAUUCCAGAAGACAGGAUUUGCAAGCUCCUCACAUAUUUGCAAGUGCUUGUGACGUCACUCACCCCGGCAGCACGGAGCCCGUCAUGCAGGCCACGGGGCCAGGUGUCGGACCUUACGAGAUAUUUGAGUGUGGCACCCUUUUUCAAAGUCUUGAUUCCCAAAUUGUUUUUAUAUUUCUUUUCUUGAGUUUUGGCUCUAAGAUUUUGUGUAAGUUUUGAAUUUGAUAUUUUAUAGAAUUUUUAAAAGCCACUGUGAUUUAUGUUUUUUUAAGUGUGUUUAAUAGGCAUUAACACAUCAUGUAACAGAGGCGUCUGUUAGUUUAUAGAUCAUACCUUGAGACCUCUAGGAUGAGUUUGGGUGAUAUUUUCAAAAAAGAAAAUUAAGGGGUUUGAAGCUUUUUAUUAAAUCUUGUAAUUUAGAGAUUUUAGAUUGUUUUUCUGUCUCCAUGCUGAACUAUGCAUUUAACAUGCCAUCAAAGAUUUGUUUGGUUUUGUUUUUUUUGUGUUAAAUAUUUUUAAGCCAAACUGAUGACUAUAUUAAUAUAUCUAACUUAGUUUUGCCAUAAUUUGAUCACCAUGCAGCCAAAGUUGACAUAAGUGGGCUCGAGAUAGCAUACGUGCUGUACUGGUAAAAAAUGUGUGUGUGUUUUAUGUGUGUAUAUAUAUACACGGCCAAGUCUUGUAAACUUACGAAAUGGCUAAAAGCCUAAAUUGUUUAACCAGCGUAAUGCAACCCCUGCCAAAGUUCUGAUGGCCACCACAGUUUUGCUGUUUGAACCAUGUAUGCUGUGCCUUUCUGAGGAGGCUAAGAAUAUACCAUUCUGCCAUUAGCAUUG